Molecule: messenger RNA, 921 nt
Organism: Monosiga brevicollis MX1
Lineage: Eukaryota; Choanoflagellata; Craspedida; Salpingoecidae
Exons: 6
Coding region: 1-921 (306 amino acids)
Biological process (GO): phospholipid metabolic process
Molecular function (GO): phosphatidate phosphatase activity
Source: RefSeq, a predicted model, not a curated record
AUGCCGGAACCCAAUCGCCUGUCUCUGCUGGCGACCCUGCUGCGGGAAACGUCAUGGCCUUCACUGCUGGUCGCCCUACUGGCCCUCGUGUUUUGCCACUUUGUCAUGGCAGUUCAAAAGCAAAACUGGCCCGUGACCAAUGUGACAAUCGGCGAGUACCCCUUUCUCAAGGCCGAGCGCGAACGCGUGCCUUCUUGGGCCUUUGUCCUCUAUGGCUUUCUCCUUGGUCCCUACGUAGCCCUCAUUGAGAUGUUUGUGGUCCGACAUGGCCCACGCCGCCUUCGCAUCGUCAUGGCCACCAACGCUCUUCUCAUUUGCUGGGAGGGCUUCCUCUGGACCCUUGCCGUGACAGAGAUGGCCAAGCACUGGGUGGCCGAACCCCGCCCCGACUAUGAGCAUCGCUGCCUCGGCGUGGGUGGCACCAUCUCUCUUGACAACGAUGGCAACGUCGUCUGUCUCUACGGUAUUGGGGACGGCAACAUGUCCUUCCCCUCCGGCCACAGCAGCGGUAGUCUAUUUGGCGGCAUCUUCGCCUCAGGCUAUUGUCUCUGGGUCGCCUUUUUCCGCCGAGCCGACACCUACUUUCGCACGCAUCACGGGCGCUGGAAAUCUUAUGCAGCUGCCCGAUACACCGAGCUGCUCUUCAUCCUCUGCAUGUGGCCCCUCUUUUUCUCGAGCUAUGUCGCAAUUAGCCGCAUCGUCGAUCACCGCCACUCGCCUGCCGAUGUGACUGCCGGAUCCUUGAUUGGCAUUGUUCUCGGCACCAUCUUCCUGGCGCGUCUCUUGGCACGCUCCUCAACCCACCUCCCCGUGAUUCAUGGCUUUCACAAGUCCGAUGCCAUGACAUCCCCGCUCGUCGAUGAUUCGAUGGCCGUGAGCAUGGACGGUUUUGAUGACGAUAUCAGCGAUGGUGGUUUGUAA